Ruditapes philippinarum (Manila clam) is the source of this 968-nucleotide messenger RNA. Its product is annotated as integrin alpha-PS1-like. The annotation marks the transcript as partial. Gene Ontology annotation, molecular function: integrin binding. The record is from RefSeq and is a predicted model, not a curated record. Gene Ontology annotation, biological process: cell adhesion mediated by integrin; integrin-mediated signaling pathway; cell-cell adhesion. The transcript is spliced from 7 exons. Gene Ontology annotation, cellular component: external side of plasma membrane; integrin complex. Lineage: Eukaryota; Metazoa; Mollusca; Bivalvia; Venerida; Veneridae.
AUUCGAUGCUCCUGGUUGAUAUUAUAUACACCAUCAUAGCUGAACCAGGCAAACUCAGUCCACGAGUCGAGUUUAUGAAAGACGGCAAUAAGACGCAGGAAGUAAAGAAUACAUUUACACUCUAUAAACAAAGAACGACGGGCCUAUCAGCAGACGAUCCUGACGCUACAUUUGCUUGUAUUUCUCAUACAGCUUAUUUAAAGACUCCUAUAAUUGACGUAUGGUCGGCCAUUGAAUUUGGCAUCAACUUUGCACUACCAGAGAAAGACCCCCCAGUGGCAUCAUCUCCAGAUACGCUCCCGGAUAUCAAUGAAUUCCCAAUACUUGAUGCAGGAAUAAAUUCUGUCGAAAAUCAAAUGGUUAUGACCCAGGUGGAGUUUCUCAAAAAAUGUGGCGAUGACCAAAUUUGCAACAGUAAUUUACAAAUGAAAGUAUCACCAAAACUGAGAAAGGAUGAAGAUGGCAAACUAGUUUUAGAGAUUGGGAGAUCCGAUAUUGUUCGUGUAGAAGUGGAUAUAGAAAACAUGGGGGAGAUUGCGUACCAGACCGAGUUUUACCUGUCUAGACCAAAGAGUCUUACCUGGCAGCAGUCCGACCCCAAAGACAUAGGCUGUGAUGUUUACAAUGACACUUUAAUCAAGUGUCAGAGUAUUGGAAGCAAAGACAAUGGGAAUCCAUUAAAGGCAGGGGCAGUAACUGUGUUUGCAUUACUUUUCCAAGUUGACAGGAAAGCUAUAGCAACUGUAAGGUCCAUUCAGCUGACCGCAUGGGUCAAUACAACGAGUGUUGAAGUAACACCAGCUGCUGACAAAGUUGUAAUACCUAUAGUAGUUUAUGUAAAUGCUGAUUUACAAGUGUUUGGAAUUGCAGAACCUGACAGUGCCAUCUUGUACUCGGGUGAUGUUCGGGGAGAAAGUGCUAUCAAAAACGAGUUUAUGAUUGGAAAAUCUGUGAACCAUACUUAUACA